Closterium sp. NIES-67 is the source of this 1693-nucleotide messenger RNA. NCBI's taxonomy places the organism in Eukaryota, Viridiplantae, Streptophyta, Zygnematophyceae, Desmidiales, Closteriaceae. The record is from the annotation of a GenBank genome assembly.
UUCAUGCGACAGACUCGCCGCCUAAUGUAAUAAUUUCUGUUCGACUUCGAUUUCCGUCUAAAGCUUUUCGACUAGGCUUUCUGUCGUAGCUCCUUCGUUGACCAUUUUCGUCCUCCCUGUGGUGUGAACCGGUUGGCUCAUCGGCUCCUCUCAUCAGCUCCGCCGUUUUCUUAGGCGCCUCAGAACUAGUAGCUCCUCUCAUCAGCUUCCAGUUCUCCCCUUGCCCCCCUCCCCACCACCCUUUAUUUUCGGAAAUCCUUUCAAUGAUGGCGAGUUGCCGGAUUUUGUCGUCCCGCUUGGCACAAGGUUCCGUUUUAGCUGCACCUCUCCUCUACACUCUUUUCCUGUUACAAGCACAGUUCACCGUCGCGCGUUCAGCGCGCUUACCUGGUCACCUGGGCGUCCCUGAUAACCUUGGAAUCCGCGUUUUAAUGCCUUUAACGAAGGGUUCUUAUGUCGAUGACGGAGUCAGCGACGGAUCACAGCAGCAUGACUCAACAACGGCACCACCAUCGAGCCGGGGGUUUUUGAGAAUUCACAAACACACCCUGCAAAACCAUGACGAUCGUAAUGACUUAGCAACGACACUCGUUCCGCGAGCCCGUGAAGUGCUUUUAACGAAGGGUUCUUAUGUCGGUGACUUAGCAACGACCCUCGUUCCGCGAGCCCCUGUUUGGCCGUUGAGGUUUCAAGUUGACUUCAGCGAGGAGAUGUACCUCCCCUGGUACACCCUCACAACUGAAGGCACCUGGCGGUACGACUACAGCGGGGAGAGGCAGCGGAUCGACCGGCAAGACGGACUAGGGGACAGAUACUGUGGCUCCGCCCUCCCGUUUAGGAGCACGCCUUGCUCACAACUGGUGCUCAACGGCUGGCGCUAUCUCGUGUUUCCUCAGGCCAAGUACUGCUGUCGCUGCUGCUCUGAUGAAAACGGCUGCGGCGUGGUGCGGCCUGACUGGCUGGCCGAUGCCACGUACGUGGGCCGGGACUAUGUGGGCGACAUCUCAACCACCAAGUGGAAGCAGCAAGGGCUCCAGAACAACUACUACUGGCACUCAGAGGACGACAUCCCAAUGCGCAUCUACAUGGAGCCCAUAGAGCAGAUGUCGUUUCAUCAUGACUCCUUCCUAAAACCCCACCGGUUUCCCAACGCCACAUUUGACCUCCCCUCGGACAUGGACUGCUCGCAGUUCUGCUACGGAUUCUGCGCUGUGGUCCGGCAAACCACGCUCUAAUGCGCCUCAGACUGUCCGUCACAGGAUCCGCCAUUGCCUGCAUGUGCUGUGAUGUGAGGCGUUCCUGGCCCUGGGGCGCCUUCAGAAACAUGUGCCCGCUGUGUGCCACCACCACCGUCGUGAGGGAGAUGCGCUAGAAACUGGUACGACUGCGAAUCCUGUUCUUUCCGAAGCACCACCAGCGCAUUGUGAGGCACUUCUGAAGCCGGUACCAUACAAAUACAACUGCAUGUUUGGUUCGGUAUGCCAAUCCUCUCAGAAGCGGCUCCACUGUAUUCUUCUCAUGGGACAGACUAGGUAGUACAGUACUAGUGCCAGAAAUGGUCCCACCCUCUCUCGAUCAACUGGGGCUCAGCUGUGUUAAUGGGGGAAGUGUGUUCCCACUAGAGUGGCUGGUUAAUGAUUGGGGUUUCCUUUCUGAAAGCUUUCCCGCUUGCAAUACAAUGUGACCUUGGACA